AUGGAUGCCCGUGAAUCCGCACAGGGUCGCAUUACCACCGAACGUCUCGCCCUCGUCCAGCACCAACUGACCCCGGCCCCGCUCUCCAGACCAUCUCCCACCCCCGCCAACAAACCAAUAAUCAUGGCCCGCGACCCCAUUACCUGCCAUUGUCUUAAUACGCUGACAGGCACUCCCGCUGCUAAUCUGCCGGUGACCUUGACGCUACUCUCUUCAUCCACCCCGGUCACCUUCCACGCGACCACCAACGCCGACGGUCGUGUCGCUCAGUGGACGCCCACUGGCGGGGCCGCAACCUCCGUGCCCAAACUCCUAGAGGCUCUUCCCACCGCUGAAAGCAAGACCAACUGGGCGGUGCGCUUUGAGGUCGGCCCCUGGUACGAAGCGCAGGGUAUCGAGAGCUUCUGGCCCGAGGUCGAGGUCAAGUUCACCGUCAAGGGCCGCGGCCGCGAGGGCGAGGAGGGCUGGCGCCACUACCACGUGCCGGUACUGCUAGGACCUUGGAACUAUUCGACCUAUCGUGGGUCAUAA
Messenger RNA from Penicillium macrosclerotiorum, 531 nucleotides. RefSeq names its product hydroxyisourate hydrolase. The transcript has a single exon. Gene Ontology annotation, molecular function: hydroxyisourate hydrolase activity. NCBI's taxonomy places the organism in Eukaryota, Fungi, Ascomycota, Eurotiomycetes, Eurotiales, Aspergillaceae. The record is from RefSeq and is a predicted model, not a curated record. Gene Ontology annotation, biological process: purine nucleobase metabolic process. Bases 1 to 531 code for a protein of 176 amino acids.